Molecule: messenger RNA, 3832 nt
Organism: Brassica rapa (field mustard)
Lineage: Eukaryota; Viridiplantae; Streptophyta; Magnoliopsida; Brassicales; Brassicaceae
Product: F-box protein At3g28330-like
Molecular function (GO): protein binding
Source: RefSeq, a predicted model, not a curated record
AAAAAAAAAUAUUUAUAAGAAAAUUCGAAUUUGAAAAAGUAUAAUUCGAAAACAUACAAAAAAUACUUUUUUUUUAUUUUUUUUUGAAUUUUUUUGAAUUAUUUUGAAAUUUUGAAAUUUUGAAAUUUUGAAAUUUUGAAUUUUUAUUUUUUUUUUAUUUUUUUAUUUAAAUAAUGAUUUAUUAUAUGUAUGAAUAACAAGGGCUUAAGAAUCUUUUGCCACUUAAAAAAGAAGAUAUUUUUAAAAAUGUCUCUUUAGUGGUGGUAAAAAUGAAAAGUGGUACCAUGAAAGUGGUAAACAUGUAAUUUCCCCUAAAUUUUUAAAAUUUUCUUUUUGUUUGGAUUAUUUUUUAAAAGGAAAACAUUCUAUUUUAUAAAUCUCUGUUUUCGUACAAUUAUAAAAAAAAACUAUCAAAUACUCUCUUAUAUUUUGUGUUUAGGAUUUUAGAAAAGAAAAAUUAUUGUCAUAUAACCUUUUACAAUUAUCUUCUUUUUAGAAUUGCAGAAAAAUAAAUUUCUAUCAAAUAUUUAUUUCUAGAUACUAAUAAAUAAUUUUAAAGUGACUAUUUUUACAAUCUGUCUUUUUACACAUCUUUUGUUAAUUAAAUAGUUUUUAUUAUAAUGUUCAUCAUCCAAUUCUCUCUUAAAAAUAUUAUCAAAUAACUUCUUACAAUUCUCUUUUAGUUAUGACCUAAAAAUAUGAUACAAAUCUCUUUCGUAUAAAAUCUUUUAUAAAAGAACAACUAUCAAAUUUAUAUAUCUAGGGUAUUAGGGAUUUUUUACUUAUUAAAUGAAACAUUUUGAUCAUUUUUCUCCUUGUGGUCUAUUUUUGUGUUCAAAACUUGAAAAUUGUCUAUUUAAGAGAAUUGCCUAUAUUAUAAUCUUAAAAUUUUAUUGACAUAUGUCGCAAUUAUGUUAAUUAGCAAUUUUGAAGAACCAAGUUUUAUAUAAUAAGAUCUACUUUCUCAGAAAUUUGAAUGACUGAAAAAUAUAUUUUCUGAAAAAAAAAUCCUGUAAACAAUUAACACCUUAUAUUUACUAAUCAUUUACCUUGUUUGUUUUAUUAGCAGCUCACAAGUGGUAGACCCCCUAUAUCUGAAGCACAUUACAUAUUCAAUGAUUUGUAAGCCCAAUUCUGACAAUAUAUAUACAUAGAUUUAUAACUUUGUACAAGUUAAAUAAAUCUUAUUCAUAUACACACAAAAAAACCCAAGACCGGUCCUCGGCAAAGCUUAAUGAAACAUUAAUCUUAGGCCUCCAAAAAAUUUUGAAAAAAAUUACAUAGAAAAAUCCCAAAAUUAAUUUUUAAGCCCUCAAAUCUACCAAAAAAAAUUUAAGCUGAAAUUUUUUAAAAUCCGCCUACAGCUCCCUAAAUUUUAGGACCGGCUCUAACAAAACCCUAAUGCCAUUGAUGGAGAAACCAGACAAUAGGGAGAUGGAUUUGCUCACAGAUGGAUUACCACCAAUCCCUAUCCUAUUGACGAAGAUACCAAAGAUCAGUGGAACGGAAUCGCUGCUAGAGGAUCUGUAUGCGAUUAUACUAGCCAAGUUACCACUAACGAGCAUAAUCACUUUCAAACGGGUUUGCAAGCAAUGGAAAUCACUCGUUGAGUCUCCUUUUUGCCGCGAUCUUUAUCUGUCUAUGCACCAAAACUCGUAUUAUUCUUCUUGGUCGUUCAUGUGUAGAGGUUGCGAGACAGAAACCAUGGCUCACUACGGAUCCGAUAACUGGUGUCUUACCCGUUCUCUCGGUUCUUACAUCUCGUCUUUUCUAGCCGAAAAGUUCGAGAACCGAGAAGGUAGAGUCGUGGCUUACACCGAUGUUGGAUUGAUAUUGAUUUACGUUGUCACGAACCAAUCUUUCUACGUGGCUAAUCCUGUCUCAAGGCAAUGCGUAGAGAUCCUGCCUCAUAAUCAUGCAAUGGAACGUUUUUGGAUAUUGGGGAUUGUGACUCGAACUGAGGACGAAGUCGUUUUGGGUUACAAAGUUGUUUUGUUAGAGAAGAAGAAGAACUUUACUAGUUUCUUGAUAUAUUCAUCUGAGACCGGCUCGUGGAGUCUUGAAACUGUUAGUUUUCCUUUCACUUUCAUCGCUCAGGAAUUUAACAAUCCCAUUAGCCUGAACGGAAAGCUUCACUGGCUCGCUCACAAUCCGGAGUAUAAAGAUUUUCUUGUAUCCUUCGAUUUCUACCCUAGUGGAGACAAGGGUUCUGAUCGAUGUCGUGUUACACCUUUCCCUGACUUAGACAAAACAACUAAAUUCAAAAGAGCUUGCACAACUUGUCAAGGGUUUCUCAUGUAUAUUAACAUAGUCUCUGUAGCCGAAGUUGAUAAGCUGUGUGUAUGGAGGCUAAAGAGCGAAGGAUGGCAACUAGUAUCUGAAAUCUCUACUGAUAUUGUAACGGCUGGUUUUGAUUAUAUUCCGUUGGGGAUGAAUCCUUUUGAUGAUAAACUAGUGUACUUUUGGAGGGGAAACAUGGAGGGCCAAGAUUUGUUGUCUAUUAACUUACACAUUGGGGAGUUUAUGGUCCACGAAGAGUUGGAACGUAGCAGCGACGGUCGCGUUCUGAGUUCCGUUGGUGGUCCGAGAGAGAUAGAAUACAUAAAGGAAACAUUUUAUUCCUCGUUCGUUCUCCCGAGGUGGCUGCAUCCUUUCCCGAACUAGGUGCGAGUUUAAAAUAAAAAUAAAAAAAUAAUAAUAUAUAUUAUGCAAAACUUAACCUGUUUCUUUCUCUUCUUGAUAAUUACUGUUGUUUCCUUAUGCAAGAUGAAGAAGUUGUCGGAUGGUGUUUGCUAGAAAACUCUUAUCAAUGAAUCUUGUAACUUAUUUUACUGGCAAAUUAUACCCAACUGGGGAAGUUGUAUGUUUUAGAGAAAACUUUCAUUUGGAUCGCUAUUUUUAAAGUAUUUUUCAAGAGAAGACCUUUAGAAGUAGGGUUAAUUUGCUGAAUAACUAUAUUAGAAAAAAUAUUAGUUUUGUAGUAAGAGAAUAGAGAGAGGAUGCGAUGGUUUGUUGGUGAAAUAUAGUUUUUUUCAGUUAUCAAAUUUUCCUUAGAAGUAUCGUUUAAGAUUAUCAACGGCAUAAACUUCUGGAUUCCCCCAACUUUUUGCUCGUUUCUACCAGUGUUCAGCAGUCAAUAAAAUUUGAUAAGUUGAUGAUUUGUUAAAAAAAUCAACAUAAGAGAAAGAAAACCUUCGUAUCUAUAUCUAGUAAAAAGAACUUGCAUAGGUCAACAUUUCUCUGAUUGAAUAAAAUAAAUAGCUUAGUAUUAUCGCUAUCAGUGCACUGAAGAAAAUUAGAGAAACAAGGAGUGAAUAAACGGAGGAAUAAGAUCAAGAUAUUUUGGUUAAGAAAAGAUGUUGUAAACUCUUGAAACCCAAAAUAUUAUGGCUGCAACUGGAAUGCUGCCAUUUAGCGAAAUAAAAUUGUUUGGAAUGCUUCUGAGUUCUGAUUCCAUAGAAUUCCUUAAAAUAUUCAUGAGUUACAAUGAAAUGUUGUUUAUACCAAUUUCACUUAUACUAUUUUGGUAUUAAACAGAAAAAAUUAUUUUUAAAAUCUAUUCGAUUUAUUCAGGAUCUAAAAAUUUCUUGGAUCAAUGGAAUGCAUUAUUCCAUCAAUAAAGUCAGUUUUUAUUCCACUUCAUCCAUCAUUCCAUUUUUUUUUCUAUUCCACAGACAAUCAGUCAUAUUAUUCAGCAGAUUCCAUGUAGAAAAAACCAGUUAGCCUAUAUGUUAAAUAAUUUUAUUUUAUUUUUUAAUAUCAAAUACAUAAAAAGUGGGUUGAAUAUAACCGGUAUGUUGGUGUGAUAUAUGCAAAAAAAAAUGUAAAACAA